GUUGCGAUUUUUAUAUUACAGCUUAAAGUGCCACUAAAGGUAAAUUUCUCGGUCAGGCCAAGGGACGUGAUUGUAACGAUCACGAAAAAACAGUUAAGCUGCGGACUUAAGGGCCAUCCGCCAAUUCUUGCCGGGGAUUUCCCGCACGAGGUCAAACUCGAGGAAUCUACUUGGGUAAUCGAGGACGGGAAAGUGUUGUUGAUUAAUCUGGAAAAGGUGAAUAAGAUGCAAUGGUGGUCUCAUGUAAUAACGAGCGAGCCAGAAAUCAGCACAAAGAAAGUAAAUCCCGAACCUAGUAAACUUUCUGACCUCGAUGGAGAGACACGAGGCCUCGUAGAAAAAAUGAUGUAUGAUCAGAGGCAAAAGGAGUUAGGACUUCCAACAUCCGAUGAGCAAAAGAAACAGGAUGUUAUCAAAAAAUUCAUGCAACAACAUCCCGAGAUGGACUUUUCAAAAUGUAAAUUUAAUUAAUCUUAUUUGUUAAAUUCACUGAUAUGCUUAAUGAUAUUAUAAUAUUACAUUGAUACUAGUAAGAUCGUAUUUUGCUUUUUAUUAUCACAAUGUAAUGUGCGAUUCUCUGCGUUCAUGGCUUCGUAUGUUUAAAAAACGAAACAUAUGCAAUACUCUUCUACGCUUCAGAGAUUGCAGAAGAUGGCACCACUAUGUUAGGCUAUAUAAUAAUGUAUACAGAAUUUUACUAUCGAUUGAAAUGUUCUUUGAUUAUUUUUUUAUUCUCUUCAUCGUUCUUUAUAUUUUAUUCACCUACAGCUUGAAAGGAAACAAAUCGCACAGUGUUUUCAAUUUUUAUAUUACAUUUUUCAUCUCUACCGACCUCGUCGAUUGAAAGAGGAUGGAUUAGAAUUGUAUGAACAUAAUACAAGAAAUAAAAAUUAUGUAAACA
Molecule: messenger RNA, 901 nt
Organism: Formica exsecta
Lineage: Eukaryota; Metazoa; Arthropoda; Insecta; Hymenoptera; Formicidae
Gene: nudC
Product: nuclear migration protein nudC-like
Exons: 3
Coding region: 226-471 (81 amino acids)
Biological process (GO): protein folding
Cellular component (GO): cytoplasm
Source: RefSeq, a predicted model, not a curated record